AUGAAUUAUUCAAAUUUAUUACAAAGAUUAAAUAUAACAGUUGAGCCAUUAGAUAAAAGAAAUGAAAGUUAUAAAUCAAUUGAAACAAUGAUUGCCAAUGGAUCAUCAAACGAAGAAGACUAUACAGUUCAAUGUGUAGAUUGUUUCACAGCAACAAGAUUAUCAGAUAAUUCAAAAGAUUUUUCAAGUGAUAAAAAUAAUAAACAAUCAUUACUUUGGUAUGGUUGUUAUAAUAGUAGUGUUGCUGCUAAAAUUUUAAAUGGUAUUUCACCAUCUUAUAAUAGUUUUACAAGUUAUAAAUCUAUAUCAUGUUGGGAUAAUAUUUAUGGAUGUUUAGAUAAUAUUAAUAUGUCAAAGUUUCAAAGAGAUAAAACAACAACUAAAUUUCAACCAAAUAUUGGUAUCCUAAUGUUGGUAGAAGUAAACUAUAAAACAAUCUCAAUACCAAAUUUAAUUAAAAUUGAUACAUUAAAAAGUGAAGAUUACACUAAAAAUGUUUUAGAAUAUAAUGAAGAUGAUGAUACUGAAGAUGAAGCUGAUGAUAAAGAUUGUAUAGUUAUAAAAGAUGAUAAUGAUGAUAAUAGUAAUAAAAAUAAUAAUAAAAACCAAAAAAAAGAGAAAUUUGUUUAUUGUAAAGAAAUUAGUGAUCAAAUCGAUAGGGAUCAAAUACUUCAAGUGACUGGUGAAUUAUCACCUGAGCCUAAUAAUAAUAAUAAUAAUAAUAAUAAUAAUAAUAAUAAUAAUAAUAAUAAUAAUAAUAAUAAUAAUUUUCCAAUUGGUAAACCAAUACCAUCAACAAAAAUAAUUAAAGGAAAUGGAUGGUUAAAUGGUUAUUUAAAAGUUUGGGGAAAAUAUAAUCAAUUUUUAGUUCCAUCCAAUUCAAUGAUAAAGUUAAAAUAUCUAGUAAUAAUAAAAACUACACCAUCUAAUAAAUAUAUUAAAAAUAAAUCAAUGUCACCUUCAAAGCAAUCAACCUUAACAUACUCAUCUUUACUAUCAUCAUCACCACCAAAUUCAAACUCAAAUAAUAAUAAUAAUAAAAAUAAUACCAAUAAUGAUAAUAAUAAUAAUAAUAAUAAUAAUAAAAAUAAUGGUAAUUUUAAAAAUGAUAUAUGGGGUAGUGUUUUAACUGUAAAGAAAAGGACAAAUGAUCAAAUUAUAAAUUUAGAAAAUGAUGAUAAUGAACAAAGAGACAAUAAAAAAAAAAAAAUUGAAAUAAAAUAA
Molecule: messenger RNA, 1224 nt
Organism: Dictyostelium discoideum AX4
Lineage: Eukaryota; Evosea; Eumycetozoa; Dictyosteliales; Dictyosteliaceae
Exons: 2
Coding region: 1-1224 (407 amino acids)
Source: RefSeq, a predicted model, not a curated record